Messenger RNA from Haliotis rufescens (red abalone), 2592 nucleotides. RefSeq names its product AP-3 complex subunit mu-2-like. The transcript has 14 exons. Bases 76 to 1344 code for a protein of 422 amino acids. NCBI's taxonomy places the organism in Eukaryota, Metazoa, Mollusca, Gastropoda, Lepetellida, Haliotidae. The record is from RefSeq and is a predicted model, not a curated record. Gene Ontology annotation, cellular component: cytoplasmic vesicle; clathrin adaptor complex. Gene Ontology annotation, biological process: intracellular protein transport; endocytosis.
GACAAGAGUAACUUCCCCUAGUAUUUGGUUGUUCUUCCGUCUCUUGAGACCGUCUUCUAUGUGGCAUAUUUCACGAUGAUUCACAGCCUUUUCGUCAUUAAUAACAGCGGAGAUGUGUUCAUGGAAAAGCAUUGGAAAAGUGUGAUACACAAAUCAAUAUGUGACUACUUUUUUGAAGCCCAGAAUAAGGCCUCCUGCCCUGAGGAUGUGCCGCCAGUCAUCCCCACCCCCCACCACUACCUCAUCAACAUCUACAGGAACAACCUCUACUUCGUGGCUGUCACCACCACUGAGGUUCCCCCGCUGUUUGUGGUGGAGUUUCUACACCGGAUCUGUGACACAUUCGAGGACUACUUCAGUGAAUGCACCGAGUCCCAGCUCAAGGAACACUACGUUAUAGUCUAUGAGCUCCUGGACGAGAUGCUGGACAAUGGCUUCCCACUGGCCGUGGAGUCAAACGUGCUGAAGGAACUCAUCAAACCUCCCAACUUCCUCCGUACCAUAACGGACACAGUCACCGGCAAGUCCACCAGCGUGAGUGCCACUCUGCCCACUGGUCAGCUGUCCAACAUUCCCUGGCGCCGGACUGGGGUCAAGUACACGAACAACGAGGCCUACUUCGAUGUGAUCGAGGAAAUUGAUGCCAUCAUUGACAAGUCCGGCUCGACCGUCAUCGCGGAGAUACAGGGAUAUAUUGACUGUUUGAUCAAACUGAGUGGGAUGCCGGAUCUCACCUUGUCCUUCAUCAACCCUCGUCUCCUGGAUGAUGUCAGCUUCCAUCCAUGUGUCCGAUUCAAGAGAUGGGAGAGUGAGAGAAUCUUGUCAUUUGUGCCGCCUGAUGGCCACUUCCGGCUGAUGUCGUACCACAUAGGAACCCAGAAUAUUGUUGCCAUUCCAAUUUAUCUCCGACACAAUAUAUCGUUCCGAGACGGAAACUCAGGCAGGUUUGAUGUCACCAUUGGACCGAAACAGACCUUGGGAAAAACAAUAGAGAAUGUGACACUGGAGGUGCCAUUCCCAAAGUCCGUCCUGAACGUCACGCUCUCCACCAGUCAGGGGAAGUACACGUUUGACCCUGUCACCAAACUCAUGACGUGGGAUGUCGGCAAGAUCGAUGCAUCUAAAUUGCCAAAUAUCAAAGGCAAUAUUAGUCUACAAACGGGUGCUGCUAUCCCUGAGUCCAACCCUGUGUGUACGGUGACAUUUACAAUAAGUCAGCUGGCUGUGUCGGGAAUCAAAGUGAAUCGGCUGGACAUGUAUGGCGAGGGUGAUCAAAAAAAAUACAAACCUUUCAAGGGAGUGAAGUAUUUAACAAGGGCGGGAAAGUUCCAGAUUCGCACAUGAUCAACAAAGACUGUACUAUUUGUGUUUCUGAUUUCCAUGUAUGUAGGAGUAUGCACAUCAUCACUGGGACAUGAUCAACAAAGACUGUACUAUUUGUGUUUCUGGUUUCCAUGUAUGUAGGAGUAUGCACAUCAUCACUGGGAUGGCUGUACGGGACAGUCUGGUGCACAGAGACAUUCUGACGAUACGUCGGCAAUACCUCACGGAUUUGUAUAAACUACAUUCCUCCAUCAACCCUGAAUACAUACAGCCACUGCGGUGUAGUCGAUAUGUAACGAUUCAAGCGGUGGCCUGGCUACUGAUAGAUUGAAGCCAGCAAGUACUCAGACCAAUGAGUUAGUGAGUUAAAAUUUAAAGUCACAUCAGUAGUAUUUCAGCCAUAUCGGGACUAUUAGGGCUGGUUAUCGAUAUAGAUCAUUGAGAUCGAUAAUUGUUAACAAAAUAUCAAUCAAUUAUCGAUAAAUAUAGAUUAUAUUAAGCCAGCCCUAGUGACUAUAAAAUGUUAUACAUAGUAAAUACACUGAAAUCAGACCAAAGAAAGGCUUGCAUUAGGCAUCAGUCUUGCUUGACAACGGUAUAAGGAUCUAUACCGAAACGUCGCUUUUUUUUGCUUUUUUUUACAGUAUUAAAGAAGUUGUUAUCCAUAAAAUUGUGUCUAUCUUGCAUUAGGCCUGUCUGCUCUGAUUUCGGUUUAAGCAGAUUUGUUUAUGAACAAGUGAAAAGUCUGAUCAUGUGAUAUACAAAUUAGUCCGUGGCAGUGGUUUAAUGGUAAAUCAUCACUGCUCUGGAAUGUAAUCCAUGAGUUAUACACUUCCUCAUUUCCUUGGCUCAGUUAAAAUAGACGUUUGUCACCACAUACCGGGGGUAUCCUUGCCGAGCGAUAGACGAACACAGUAUAUAAAAACUGUGAUGUAUUGACGACAGACAGUCGUAACAAGCUCAUGGAUACUUUGGUACCAAUUGUGUGAAAGCGCCUCAUUAACACACCAGGGUGCCGUUGUUCAAAACGAUCUUAGCACUAAGAUGAUUGUAACACCCAUACCUUAACAUAGACUUACAACGGUAGUAGCUCUAAGGUGAUCGUAACUCCCAAUAUCUUAACAUUGACUCACGACAGUCGUAGCGCUAAGGUGAUCGUAACUCCCAUAUCUUAACAUUGACUCAUGACAGUCGUAGUGCAAAGGUGAUUGUACCUCCCAUAUCUUAACAUUGACUCACGACAGUCGUAGUGCAAAGGUGAUUGUAACU